GUGAGUCUGUGGGCUCGUCAGCCGAAGCAGCACACACAACUUUUACCCGGGCUGUGUUUAUUUUCCACUGGUGCACGGGCUACGCCGUCUCCGGAGCGAAGUUACACUCCAGAAUUCAGCACUGGCGCUGUCCAGCCUCCGCGCCCCACAAACAGCGCUGUUUCCUCGGCUGCGGAAUAUUUGUUUGACGGGUUUACACCAUAGGUUUACACAAACACACACACACACACACACUGACCGACGCGGUUACACACGCGCAACCUUCACUGACGAAAGCAAGCCUUGAAAUGACUGCUGGCAGCGUUUGAGAGGCGCAGAAGAAAGAAAUCCAGUCCCAAGUACCGGAGCGCCGUCCCAUUUCCUUCAGUCAUGGGUGUGCUGAUGUCCAAGAAGCAGCAGGUGGAGAAGGUGCAGAAGUGCAGUGUGGUGGUGUCAGCGUUUAAAGACGGUCUGAAGGAUCGAGCGGCUCCAGCGGCUGCGGAUCAGACUGAAGAUGUGAUCACCGAAAAUGGGGACGGAUCUGCUGAAGGAGCCCAGCAGACUGAUACAGAGCACCCUGAACUGAAAGACAAGGACAGCAGACCAAAUCAGCAGGCUCCUCCCACAGAGGAGCAGAGGGCCAAUCAGGAGGCUUGGGGACGUCUCCGUGAUGGUAAGGGGGUGGAGCCUGAGGACUUAAAGAAGGCUCAUCAGCUCAUUCCUCCAGCGUUUGUGCGGCCAAAGAGAGACGUCAAUGACGACAAGCCAGUGGAUGUGAUGCUCGGACAGAGAGAGCAGCCUGUGAACGAUGAGAUGUGUGAAGUGUGUGAAGUUUGGACGGCUGACGAUCUGUUCCCCUGCCGGACGUGUACGCGGGUCUUCCAUGAUGGCUGUCUACGGGAGAUGGGCUACCUGAGCACUGAAGCCCUGCAGGAGAUGAGAGAAACAGCCCACACCACCACCGGCUGGAGCUGCUACUACUGCGAUAAUGUGAACCUGCUGCUCACUGAAGAAGAGAUGUACAGUCUGAUGGAAACCUUCAAGCAGUGCAAGAUCAUUCCAGAGUCGUGUCUGGUGUCAGAUGAACUCCUGCAGUACAGGCACUUUGUGACCAAGCAACUCUUUGAAAGAGACUUGACCGAUGAGGAGGAAGAGGAGGUUCUGGCCCAGUUUGCAGCUCUGGAUCCUGAAAAGAAGGGUCAGAUUGAGUGGUCUGACUUUCUCUACCAUGAGACACUUUCAGUGCUGCAGAAGUUCCGGACUGAGAAUUCACUGGUGCGAAUCCUCACAGCAAAGGAGAGGGACCGAGCCCGGGCUCUAUUCCAGAGUAUAGAUCAGGACAAAGAUGCCAUCAUUACUGCCGGAGAAGCCAGAAAAGCUCAAACCUCCUGGUUUCAAAAGACUAACAAAGAAUCACAGUCCUGCAAUGUCAGACUCAUGGGAUUGUGUUCCCCUUUGUUCAGUAUGGGUAUCAGCCAUGUUGGGCCAAUAUCUGAAAGCAGUCCUGCCAGCUCCAGCAGUGAGAGAAGCAGGGAUAAAGCCGUGGAGAAUGACAACAGACCUGUUACCUGGGACAACUUCCUGAGGGAGAGUGCUAUCUACAUUCUGGCAGCAAGGCCCAACAGCUCAGCCAUGCACAUCCGAUUGCCACUCUAACCAUGGCCACACAGCCUGAGACUUCUAGAGGGGCUUCCCGGGUCCAGAUUCACGAGAAAGCGGUGGUGAGGACUUAAUCGAGAAUCACACGAAAGUCGAAAGCAAAUGAGUACCCCACCACACUCAAAGAUCGUACAAGCCAUUGAUGGAUCCUUCCUCUAAAAACACAGUCUAGCAACACACUGACAAAUCCAAUGCUCUUGAACAAUUGCACAUCCAUCACCACUUCAGAGUUAAGCUUUGACGAGCUUGUAUUUUGUGACCAAGUAACUGUUCUGAUCAGAGAACCUGCUGCGAUUUAAACACUGUCACACAUUAGCAAAAUUACAGCACCCGUAUUUGCAUAGUGUUUUUGAUGUUAAUGUGUCGUACCAUUUUUUGGGAUUGCGGUUCUAGCCGAAUUAGUUUUGAGAUCAAAGUGAGGGCAGUGGUUGAAUCAGUCACCACAAAAUAUGAAUAUACAAUAAAUAUAGUGGGCAACGAUGGCGCCACACGGGAAUCGUCAUUACAAAAACACCCUAAUGAGGCUUCAAAUGUGAGAUGCUAUAUAUAUAUAGAUAUUAUAUACAGUCUAUAUACC
Molecule: messenger RNA, 2215 nt
Organism: Danio aesculapii
Lineage: Eukaryota; Metazoa; Chordata; Actinopteri; Cypriniformes; Danionidae
Gene: phf24
Product: PHD finger protein 24
Exons: 9
Coding region: 370-1635 (421 amino acids)
Source: RefSeq, a predicted model, not a curated record